Messenger RNA from Chaetomium fimeti, 1221 nucleotides. RefSeq names its product Rpp20 subunit of nuclear RNase MRP and P-domain-containing protein. Gene Ontology annotation, biological process: nuclear-transcribed mRNA catabolic process, RNase MRP-dependent; intronic box C/D snoRNA processing; tRNA 5'-leader removal. Bases 208 to 930 code for a protein of 240 amino acids. Gene Ontology annotation, cellular component: nucleolar ribonuclease P complex; ribonuclease MRP complex. Gene Ontology annotation, molecular function: RNA binding; ribonuclease MRP activity; ribonuclease P activity. The record is from RefSeq and is a predicted model, not a curated record. The transcript is spliced from 2 exons. NCBI's taxonomy places the organism in Eukaryota, Fungi, Ascomycota, Sordariomycetes, Sordariales, Chaetomiaceae.
UUAAGUGGACUUGCUUCGCCGUGAUCUACCUCCAACAAACGGACCAGCAUCACUGUUUCUCUCCCCAGCGCUAUCGAUCAAACAAAUCCGCUCCAGAGAUACAAAAUCCAUCAUUUAUUUCGGUUAAGCUUCCUCAAUACGCCGCCGAGCUGAUUGAACCGCAACGCGCAUUGAAUCCCAUCGAGAAAACCGGGCAACUCCCCCACAAUGGCUCCAACAAAGCCGACGAACGACGAACUCGCUCAGCAGAAAGCCUUACCAAACAAGCCAGAAACAAAACUACCCCCCAUCCCCCAUGGCUCCCGCAUCCAAAAACGCCCUCUUCCCGGCCCCUCCCCCUCCGCACGCCCCCGAACAAACACAAACAGCACCGCCAAUUCCAGCCGCCGCAGCGCCUCCCCUUCCUCCAUCGAAGCCCGCAUGGCCGCCGCCGACCCGGACGGCUACCUCCCGCCGCCGCGCGCAUCCCACACCGCCGUCAUCAAGGUCUCGUCGGGCGCCUCCUUCAUGAGCCUGGUGCGCAGGGCGCGCAAGGCGCUGGAUAAGGCGCCCGCGCGGCAGACGACCAAGGGACUGCCGCUCGCUGCGCGGGUGGCGGCGCUUAAGGUUAGGGGUGGUGUUAGUGGUGGUGUUGCUGGUGGUGGGGGGAGUUCGGCGGCGGCGGUGGGGAAUGGAAGGGGGCCGACGGGCCGGCUGCUGGCGGAUGCGCUGGAUGAUGUGGUGCUUGUUGCGACGGGGAGGGCGAUUGAGAAGGCGGUGGAUGUGGCGGGGCUGUUUACGCGGGAGAAGGAUUUGGUGGUGUUGAUGAGGACGAGGAGCUUGAGGGCGGUGGAUGAUGUGGUGGCGGAGGAUGAGGAGGCGGAUGUGGAGGAUGAGGUUAGGGUGAGGUAUGUUAGCAGUUUGGAGGUGGGGAUACGGUGGGCGUCUUGAGGAGGGGACUGGGUCUUCGGCGAUUGACGAUGGGUGAUUUCCAACCUGGGCUCGAGCUCAGGGGCAACGGCAUCGUGGAUGUUUUAGCAUGGUUCAGGCGUUCGGACGGGAAAAGGAACGGCGGUGCCACGGUGGAUGGUUUGGCGUUCAAGAAUUGCACGGUUUGGGGUCCCAGCACCACCUAUCACUUUCUAGUGCGGCACUCGCAGCUUUGCACAGCAAAGAAUCGUACUAACGAUGGAAUAUUUAGCGUUACGUACAGAAUAACAACAGGGCUUUUUUUUUCUUUUU